AUGAGCACUGUCACACGAGAAAUAAAUACAGCUGUCAUACGAGUCUGUACAUUCAAUUUACGUUUUGCUAAUAUUGAUAAAGGCACACCAAAUGAAUGGGAAAAACGAAGACCAAUUCUAAAAGAUUGUCUCAAAAAAAUGCAACCAACAAUAAUCGGAACACAAGAAGGUUAUCCACCACAACUUAACAAUAUUCUUGAUGAUUUAAAUGAAUCUACAAAAUGUUGGUCAUGGAUGGGUGAAGAACUUAAUGAGUGGCAUAUAAUUAAUGCUAUAUUCUAUCGUCAUGAUUUACUUUCACUUAUUUCAACAAAAACAUUUUGGUUCAAUGAACAUCCUUCAACAAUUGGUUCCGCUUGGGGUGCAAAACAUCCUCGUGGUUGUACACGUGCUCAAUUUCAACAUAUAAUAACCAAGAAACCAUUCAUUAUCUACAAUGUUCAUCUAGAUUGGCCAUCUCAAAAAGCACGUCAUUACUCAAUACCUGUUCUAUUAUCACAAAUAGAAGAAAAUGGUGAUCAUGUUGAUAAAGUUAUUGUUACUGGAGAUUUUAAUAAUUGGCCAGAAGAAGUUGAAAAUGAAACACCUAUUGAUAAACUUAUUCUAUUAGGACAACAAGCAUCUGAAAUCGAACAAAUGAAAAAAGCUGGUUUUGUUGAUACAUAUCAGCAUGGUGAAACACCAACGUUUAAUGGUUUUCGAUCGGUUGGUUAUGGUCCAAAAAUUGAUUUUGUGUGGAUUUCAUCAAAUAGCGUUUAUCGUGUUAAAGGUGAAACAAAAGUUGAUGAGUAUCAUGACGAAAAUGGCUUUUUUCCAUCUGAUCAUUUUCCUGUAUAUGCGGAUCUGAUACAUACUGGAUAG
Molecule: messenger RNA, 861 nt
Organism: Rotaria sp. Silwood1
Lineage: Eukaryota; Metazoa; Rotifera; Eurotatoria; Philodinida; Philodinidae
Source: the annotation of a GenBank genome assembly